AUGCCUCUUCACGUCACCCCAACACAAAAAGAAACAAUCAGCCCUCAAGCUGCCGAGUUUCUCUCGGCAGCGGAGAGCAUCCCAAUCGAAGCCAUCAACUCAGUAACGCUUACUCGCCAAGUGUUUCAGGCAGCGGAGACUGCUGUAGAAGAAAGCCUCAUCGAGAGGUUCAGACUCGAAAUACGAGAUAUCACCAUGGGGGACGUUCCUGUCCUUGUUAUCAGACCCUCCUCAUCAGAUCUUAGACAUCAAGCGCGAGUUGUCUUUGACAUUCACGGAGGAGGCUUCGUUAUGGGAACGGCUAGAGAGCGCACAGCCCUCAUGAUGGCGGGUGAACUUGGCUUGACUGUCUACUCUGUCAAUUACAGCCUUUCUCCUGAGGUCAAGUAUCCCAUUGCCAUCGAACAAUGUCUUGCUGUCUAUCGUGAGAUGGUUACCAAGUUUGGUGCCAAAAAUAUUGUUGGUGUUAGCAGCUCUGCUGGCGGCCAAAUUAUGUUCUCAACCAUUGUGAGGGCGCAGCGUGAAGGUUUUCAACUACCUGCCGCUCUUGCCUUUUACACGCCUAAUGUUGACCUCUCGGGGGCUGGGGACUCGAAUGUUUUUAAUAAUGACCGCGACACGAUCAGUAACGAAGUUAUGGUUGAGGCAAUGAAUACUCUAUACGCUGGCGGAGUGGAUCUAAAAGACGAGCUAUUAUCACCGAUCUAUGUCAGGCUGGAUGGACCUUUGCCACCCACAAUCAUCAACACUGGUACUAGGGAUUUGUUAUUAAGCCAGUGUGUCAGAUUGUAUUGGAAGUUACGGGACGCAGGGGGUAAAACGGAGUUGCUCGUAUCAGAGGGUAUGUGGCAUGGGUUUAAUUGGGAAUUGGAGCUACCAGAGGCAAUCCGGGCGCGAAAGGCCGUAUACACUUUUAUCCGAAACAUUUUAGAUGAAAUACACGUCUCAUAG
Trichoderma virens Gv29-8 is the source of this 951-nucleotide messenger RNA. RefSeq lists its product as uncharacterized. The transcript has a single exon. Gene Ontology annotation, biological process: triglyceride catabolic process. The record is from RefSeq and is a predicted model, not a curated record. Gene Ontology annotation, cellular component: cytosol. Bases 1 to 951 code for a protein of 316 amino acids. Gene Ontology annotation, molecular function: triacylglycerol lipase activity; sterol ester esterase activity. Lineage: Eukaryota; Fungi; Ascomycota; Sordariomycetes; Hypocreales; Hypocreaceae.